AUGCUGGACGAAAGGGAGAGAAACCUACAGAGGUACGCUUUGCAUCUGGAGAAGAAGGACCUCGUUUUUAAAGGGAACAAAAAAAAAAACGAUCUGAAGAGCAUUUUAUAUUUCCCAUCCUUGUUUUGGUUCAAUGGGCAGUUUUGUCCCCCCAUUCCCUACUUCACGUUUGAUCACCAUGAAGAGGGGACGGCAGAAGUGGGGAAUCCCUACCCGGAGGAAGGAAAGAAAUGUCCAUUCAGAGUAAGUGUGGUGGAUUUCCUAACCUGUGGGGUCCACAAAAACAGUGUCAUCGUAAAGAGAGUGGUAAAAAAUGAGGUCUUGAACGUAAGUAUGUUUAGCGACAUGAAGGUUGUGUCAUGCGUUUUUUAUGUAAACAUUGAGUAUGUGAUGGGGGUGGGUCCCUUCUUUGGCACGAGGAGGAAUCCUUUUUUUUUUUGUAUAUCUUGGGCCACUUUGGGGAAGGAGGGUCACGAAACGGGGGAGACGCAGCAAUAUACCAAGCGAGGGACCCAUGAGGCGGCAAAAGGGGGGAAGUGGCCAAACGGAGGGGCAAAAGUCGGAUCGUCAGCCCCAUUCGGGGUGGAAACCCCCUCACUCAGCUGCAACAUGCGGAACGCCCUGGACACGGCCCCUCGACAGCUCCUCCUCUACAACGAAAAGAAAGAAAUACACCUCUUCGACUAUGUAACAAACAAAUCUCGCUUAAUCACACGAGAAAAAAUACAAGUGACGGCACUGCAGUUUAGCUUUUUGCACAUAAGUGAGCACAACAGUCUUUACAGUAAGAUGGAGACAGACAUAUACGAGGGGAGCAUCAAGAUUGUGGACCUGGACCAGGUGGGAGAGCAGCUUUGGCGCAAGAACAGAUACUGCUUUGAGGUUCUGCAGGAGUCGCUCAGCGGGGCCACAGGUAAAUAUAAUCUGCCAAACGGAGAGGAAGCCCCCUGCGGGCAGUGCCGCGUGGACAAAAUCCUACGGCGGAUGUUCUACGUGCUUAUAUAUGGAGACAGCGAAGGAAACGUUUACUUCCUAAUCCCAGAGAAGGAAGUAAAACUAAAAAAAAACUUCAGAAGAGGGGAGAAAAUACACCUCAUCGAGACCAACGUGAAGGCCUACUUCAACACGGAAGGUGACAACAAUUUAGCCACUGUGUUGAGCAGCAAUGUAAACGUCUUUUUAUCCUAUAGGGACUGCAUUUUGGUUUUCAAUUUCCCCUUGUAUGAGCCCCUUUUUGUGGUGAACGUGGGCGAUGAGGUGAUUUUCUCCCUCAGUGCCUGUCUUAACGGGGUCGACGAGGUGUACUUUGCCUUCUCCACGCAGAGAUGCGUCAGAAUUGGGGAAGUAUCACGGGGGGGAGAAGUGCUCCGCGUAGAGGUAGACAACACUCAAGUGGAUAACACGAAAGAACACAUCGUCCAAGGGAGCGCAACCCAAGUUCAGCACAGUGGGAAUAACCCACAGAACUCCAAGCAGCAAAAGAGCCACACCUGCAUUUGCUUCGGAAGGGACAACGAUCUCUACAUAACCAGCGGGGAUAAGGGAAUCAUCCACAGGUAUAAUUUGAAGCAAAAACAGAUUACCCAUAAAUAUGACCCCAGAUGUAAGAGAAUCUUUUAUUUAUCCAUGUGCAUCCUGAACGGAGAAGACUACGCCUACGUGUACGACGCGGAGAAAUUCCUCUGCCUGUUCCAACUAAGCAAGCAAAAAAACGUAUACAAAGUUUUUACCCUGUCUGUGUGGGUUUAUCAUAUUCUUUGCCUUCGAACCAACGUUAUUUUUUCCCUCGGAAAUGAAAAUGUGUACUGUUUGGAGGUAAAAAAGAAAGGGGACAACAAGGACACCGGCAACAAUAACAACAAUCGCAACGAUCGAAACGGUAAUGUGUUCCUCACGAAGCCGUUCUACUCCGACCGGAUGAGCGUCUGCACGUAUAUGACAAAUCACCCAUACCUACCACUCGUAGCUUUUGUAAACAAGAAACUGCAGUUUGGUUUUUUCUCCUUGGUGGAUACUCAAAGGAGAAGUGUAAUCGUUCCGCCUAUACGAGAAAAUGGGAAAGUCUUUUCUUUAUGUUGGUUUAGUACAAGGAAGCAAAUGGAGGUGGUCGAUUUUGCUCCUGGCGGUGAUGACCUCACCGUUGGGGACCCUCUCACGAUUAAUCAGUUCACAGAUGAAUGGACAGGGGGAAUAACUCCAAAUGGAGGAGGAAAAAAUAAGAAAAAGGACGAAAAUACCCGGAUCAACACACACAUGGCACAUCUUAUACAGAACAGCCCUUACGAUACACACCUGGUAGUGCUGAAUGAAGACACGCUGUUUCUUUACAACGUCCUGACUAGCCAUGUGACAGACUUAAAGGAUUAUUUGAAAAAGGCAAUGCCCGAAUUUUGUGGAAAAAAGAAUUUUCUCAAAUCUACGAUUUAUGGAAAAAUAUGCUACGUUUUUAUUUUUUCAGAAAAAAAUAUGCUUCUAAUCUUUGACCAGCAUUUCACGUUUUCAUUGCGAAGGAUAAAUGUAGAUGACCGCAUUGUCCGCUUUUACCUGGGCGAUGGGUACCUCUUCAUUCACUCCAACACGUCUGUUUAUUUUACCUCCCUGAGGAACGCGCUUUCCCUCUUUCCUGAGUUCGCCCAAGGGGGGGAUGCGGAUGCUCAUGCUGAAAAUUUACUGUUCACGAAGGUGGAUACGGCAGAAACGUUUAAGAUAGUUCUUUUCGAUUUUCUCUGCGUGGGGGAAGAAACGUACUUGGCUGUUUUUACCAAGCGGAAGGAGAUUCUUGUGUAUAAGAUACGCAUGGGGGAAGACCAGAACGAAGGGGGCGGCACCACAAACAACACCCUGAACGGAACAAGUCUAGAAGCCGAGCGGAUCGCCCAAUUCCUCAGCUUUUACCACUUCGAACACUUAAACAAAGUAGGAAGCAUCCUGAGCAUGAAGUUUUUUUACUGUUCCACCAAACGGCGGACGUACUUAAUUUUCGGCGGGCUGGAGCAGUUUCUCUUCUUCUGGGAUUUUGCCAAGUAUCCCCUCGUGCGGCGGGGAGAGGGCAACAUAAAGGGAAUGAGUAGCGUGGGGAAAUGA
This is a messenger RNA of Plasmodium coatneyi, 3084 nucleotides long. RefSeq lists its product as uncharacterized. NCBI's taxonomy places the organism in Eukaryota, Apicomplexa, Aconoidasida, Haemosporida, Plasmodiidae. Bases 1 to 3084 code for a protein of 1027 amino acids. The record is from RefSeq and is a predicted model, not a curated record. Gene Ontology annotation, molecular function: protein binding. The transcript has a single exon.